GAAAUACUAUAUUGUAUAACAACUAAAAAUUAAUAUUAAUCAAUUUACACUUUAAAGACUGAUUUUAAAUAUAUUAUUGUCAUGCCACCUAAGAAAAAUGCCAACACCAAAGGUCCCAAGAGUAGCUCCAAAGCAGACGAUGAAGGCAAAGGAAAGGAGAAAAAAGGAGGUGGUUCAUCAACUGUAAAAGUGAGACAUAUUUUGUGUGAAAAACAGUCAAAAGUGUUGGAAGCAAUGGAAAAACUUAAGGCGGGUGCAAAAUUUAAUGAAAUCGCUACAUUGUACAGUGAAGACAAAGCUAGACAAGGAGGUGAUUUAGGCUGGAUGAUUCGUGGCUCAAUGGUUGGUCCAUUUCAAGAUGCUGCAUUUGCUCUACCUGUAUCAAGUCUUGCCAAUCCUGUUUAUACCGACCCGCCUGUCAAAACUAAAUUUGGUUACCAUAUUAUUAUGGUUGAAGGAAAAAAAUGAUAAUUGUUGUUGUUUUUUACAUAAUUUUCUAUAUAAAUGUGUACUUCUGUUUACUUACAAAAACUGUAUAAAGCAUAUAUUUACAUAUGCAAGUAUAAAAUAAGUAUAAAAUGUGUCAACUAUGUAAGUACAAUAAA
Melanaphis sacchari is the source of this 605-nucleotide messenger RNA. RefSeq names its product peptidyl-prolyl cis-trans isomerase NIMA-interacting 4. The transcript has 4 exons. The coding region runs from base 82 to 468 and encodes 128 amino acids. NCBI's taxonomy places the organism in Eukaryota, Metazoa, Arthropoda, Insecta, Hemiptera, Aphididae. Gene Ontology annotation, molecular function: DNA binding; peptidyl-prolyl cis-trans isomerase activity. Gene Ontology annotation, biological process: rRNA processing. The record is from RefSeq and is a predicted model, not a curated record.